Messenger RNA from Plasmodium gonderi, 714 nucleotides. RefSeq names its product peroxiredoxin. NCBI's taxonomy places the organism in Eukaryota, Apicomplexa, Aconoidasida, Haemosporida, Plasmodiidae. The record is from RefSeq and is a predicted model, not a curated record. Gene Ontology annotation, molecular function: thioredoxin peroxidase activity. The transcript has 2 exons. Gene Ontology annotation, biological process: cell redox homeostasis; hydrogen peroxide catabolic process; cellular response to oxidative stress. Bases 1 to 714 code for a protein of 237 amino acids. Gene Ontology annotation, cellular component: cytoplasm.
AUGAAAAGUGUUGUCGUGAUAAUUUACCUCAUUUUAAUAAAUCUCUGUUUUGGUUUUAAAAAGUUAACACCUCACCAGGCACUAAAUAUUGUAUCCAAAAGGGGGAACUCAAAUUGUAGAUCUUCGCAAAAAUUGUUUGAAUCCAAGAGCAUAGAUUUGGCAAAUGACAUUAAGGAAAAUGACUUAAUACCGAAUGUCAAAGUUAUGGUUGACGUGAAAAAUUUAAGCGGUACGCCCCAAGAAGGAACAGACAACGACUUUAAAUCCAUUGACACCCAUGAACUAUUCAAGAAUAAGAAAAUAUUGUUGAUAAGUUUACCAGGAGCCUUUACCCCUACAUGCACGUCCAAAAUGAUACCACAAUAUGAAAGUGAAUAUGAUUAUUUCAUUAAGGAAAAUAAAUUUGAUGAUAUAUACUGUAUUACUAACAAUGACAUAUUUGUAUUAAAAAGUUGGUUUAAAGAUAUGAAUAUAAAAAAGAUAAAAUAUGUUAGUGAUGGAAAUAGUUCAUUUACUGAAAGUAUGAAUAUGCUUGUAGACAAGUCUAACUUUUUUAUGGGCAUGCGGCCUUGGAGGUUUGUUGCUAUAAUUGAAAAUAACAUAUUAAUAAAAAUGUUUCAAGAAGAAGACAAGCAGCAUAAUAUGCAAUCAGAUCCGUACAAUGUUUCAUCAGUUGCUACUGUUAAGAAAUUCUUAAGCCAAAAUCAGCUCUGA